This is a messenger RNA of Polistes canadensis, 309 nucleotides long. Its product is annotated as fatty acid synthase-like. The record is from RefSeq and is a predicted model, not a curated record. Bases 46 to 309 code for a protein of 87 amino acids. Gene Ontology annotation, biological process: fatty acid biosynthetic process. The transcript is spliced from 2 exons. NCBI's taxonomy places the organism in Eukaryota, Metazoa, Arthropoda, Insecta, Hymenoptera, Vespidae. Gene Ontology annotation, molecular function: fatty acid synthase activity.
UUCUCGUUGUUGGCUUCAGUAGAAAGUUAUUUGAUACACGGAACGAUGGCCGCAGUUGGUCUUGGUUAUAAUCUGUUGCGAAAUUUCUGUUCUGAAGACAUUGAUGUUGCAUGUCAUAAUGUACCCAACUGUUCUACGAUAAGUGGACCGACCGAGUCCAUAAAAGCUUUUGUAAAAGAAUUACAGAGUAAAGGAAUAUUUGCUGAAACCGUGCCGACUAGUAAUAUUGCUUUUCAUAGUCGAUACAUUUCUCCAGCUGGUCCAAAGUUGUUAGAAUACCUUAAAAAAGUCAUCCCUCAACCAAAAUAG